Messenger RNA from Paralichthys olivaceus (Japanese flounder), 474 nucleotides. The record is from RefSeq and is a predicted model, not a curated record. Lineage: Eukaryota; Metazoa; Chordata; Actinopteri; Pleuronectiformes; Paralichthyidae.
AUGGAAACGCCCCCAGGUGGCACCAGAGAGAAGGUGGGGGACAGGACUAUGGCUGCCAACAUGCGAAUCCUCAUCAAGGGAGGGAAGGUGGUGAACGAUGAUUUCACCCAUGAAGCAGACGUCUACAUUGAGAAUGGCAUCAUCCAGCAGGUUGGAAAGGAACUGAUGAUACCAGGCGGGGCCAAGGUGAUCGACGCCUCCGGAAAGCUGGUGCUGCCGGGCGGAAUAGACACCAGCGUGCAUCUGCAGCAAACCUUCAUGAACGCCGGCAUCCAGGACGACUUCUACAGUGGGACCAAGGCGGCUCUGAUGGGUGGUACCACCAUGGUGAUGGGUCUGGUCCUGCCUGAACAACACUGCUCCCUGUUGGACGCCUACGAGAAGUGCAGAGCCCUGGCCGAUGCCAAGGCGUGCUGCGACUACGCUCUGCACGUCGGUGUGACCUGGUGGGGACCAAAGGUGAGAUGCACAGAG